AUGCCGGCCCACGUACAGGCAAGUGUCCUGCAGCGAUUGAUUCCGAUGCUGGUGUUACUGUCGAUUGCUGCAGCCGUACCCGUCGUUCGUCCCGUUUCCGACACCAUCAACGACACCAUCAAUCAGCAUCGAUCGAGUGGCGGGAAAACGCCACAUCACACACCCCGGUACGAGUUCGCUUACGGCGUGAAGGACCCAAUUACGGGCGAUCACAAAGAUCAGUGGGAAAAGCGCGACGGCGACCGGGUACAUGGUGUGUACAUGCUGGAGGAAGCCGACGGGACACAGCGUAUCGUCGAGUACGAGGCGGACAACGUACGCGGCUUCCGGGCGAUCGUCACCAACGUCAAGCUGCCCAAGGGCACCCACAGCCAGCAAGAUCCGAUCGCACACAGCUACAGUAUGCUACAGGCCUCCACUUAG
Molecule: messenger RNA, 423 nt
Organism: Anopheles maculipalpis
Lineage: Eukaryota; Metazoa; Arthropoda; Insecta; Diptera; Culicidae
Product: larval cuticle protein A2B-like
Exons: 1
Coding region: 1-423 (140 amino acids)
Cellular component (GO): extracellular matrix
Source: RefSeq, a predicted model, not a curated record